AUGGCUUCAUGUUUUCAUCUCCUGGUUCUUUGCUGGAUGCAGACCUAUUGUGUAAAUUCACCUGCAUGGUUGCAGAAUAUUUCCACCAACAUAUUUUACCUUCCUGGGGACAUUAUGCUGGGCGGGCUGUUUUCUAUCAACCUCAGCCAAAGGACCGAGUCGAACAACAUCAGCUGUGAACGUUUGAAUCAUUUGGAACUGGGCCUCGCCCUGGUGAUGAAAUAUACAGUGGAUGAGAUCAACGCCAACCAAACGCUGCUCCCCGGCAUCAAGCUAGGAUAUGAAAUCCACGACACCUGCAGACAAGCGGCCGGUAUCGUGAGGCCCACUCUCUCCUUCCUGACCGACAAAAACGGCAACGCGCUAUCUGUGCAGUGCAAUUACACCAACUACGAGACCAGCGUGGCAGCUGUGAUCGGACCCUACAACUCAGAAAUGGUGUCGAUCGUUGGGAAACUGCUGGGAUUUUUUCUGAUGCCACAGAUCAGCUUUGGUGCCACCAGCGACAAAUUGAGCGACAAGGACGUCUACCCGUCCUUUUUACGCACAGUGACCAGUGAUAAAUGGCAAGUGGGUGUCAUGGUCCGCCUGAUAGAGGAGUUUGGGUGGAACUGGGUGGCAGUGGUGGGCAGCGACGAAGCGUAUGGACAACAGGGCACACAGGAAUUCACCAAAUUAGCCGAAACCAAGUCCGUGUGCGUGGCGUACCACGGCCUGGUUCCUAUCUACUCGGACCCUGCAGCCACAGUCCGAAACAUCGUGGACAACAUCCAAGCCAACAAAGUCAAAGUGGUGGUGGUGUUUUCUCUCCCAGUGCCAGCUGCAGUCUUCUUUAAAGAGGUUAUUAAAAGGAACAUAACAGGAGUGUGGAUAGCCAGCUCCAGUUGGGUGGUUCAUAAUCAAGUAACUUCCCUCCCUGGUAUCCAAACCAUCGGUACGGUCAUCGGAUUUUUGGACAAAACACAGAGCCUGGAUCUUCUACCAGCCUAUGCGAGGGUGUUCUUCACCAAACUGAGCGAGCAGAAGAUAAAGCCUGUCAUGCCACAGCACGAUCCCUGUCCGCAAUGUUGGAACAUGACACCUGCAAACCUUAGCCUCAUUCUGGAUGCUGCAGUGCAGCGUAAAUCUUUUGCUGUGUAUGCCGCCAUCUACAGUCUGGCACAGGCAUUGCACAGCAUGCUGGGAUGUAGUUCAAGCUUAUGCAACUGGGAUGCUGAAACCAAUAUUUUUCCAUGGAAGCUUUUGCAGGUUUUACGGAACAUGUCUUUUGACAUUAACGGCACACAUUUAGUGUUUGACAGCAAUGGCAAUCCCAACAUAGGAUACACGGUGGUGGAGUGGGUUUGGAAGGAGUCUCAUUUGGAUUUUGUCUUUGUUGGAAGCCACUUCAAAGAACUGUCCCUAAACAAAUCUCUUUUCAAAUGGCACACUGAAGACUCCCAGAUCCCUGAAUCCACCUGUUCAGCAGCAUGCGGUAGCGGCCAGGUGCGAAGAGUCAAAGGCUUUCAUUCAUGCUGUUUCGAUUGCAUCGACUGUUUGCCCGGCACUUACCAGGCCGACGAGGAGGACAUCCAGUGUACCAGGUGUCCAGAAGGCCAGUGGUCCCAAACUAGAAGCACGAACUGCUCGAAGCCCACCUUUGAGGUUUUGUCCUGGGACAGGCCUGCAGCGAUAACAGUGGCGUUGAUUGGGCUGCUGCUGUUGUCCUGUCAGGGCGCAGUGGCUGUCGUCUAUCUGAAGCACCGGCGAACCCCCGUGGUGGCAGCGUCUGGUGGCCCCUGGAGCUUUGUGGUGCUAUUCAGCAUGAUGGGAGCCUGUCUCAGCGUGGCGCUGUUCCUGGGUCAGCCGGGGGACAUAGUGUGCCAGCUACAGCUGCCCCUCAUCUUCUCUUUUCAAACUCUAGCCCUCUCCGUUAUUGCCUCCAUUUCCCUGCAGAUAUUCUUUCUAACAGAAUUCCAUGACAAGGUCGCUCCUUUCCUGAAAACACUGAAAGGACUUGCUUGCUGGCUGUUCCUGAUCAUCUGUUGGACCGUGCAGGCCGCUUUCUGCGGCUGGCAUAUCAAAGGAGGCCCCACAUUGUCAGAACAUAUGAAAAGCAUGAAAAUCGACUUUUUGAGAGACUUCCUGUCAUGUACAGUCAGACAAACUGUUGCAGUUGUUUUUAUGCAAAGCUUCAACUUUACAUUGGCCAUGUUAUCAUUCAUGUGCACCUUCCUGGCCGUGAAACCUCCUCAUCAGUACAACCUCGCCAGAGACAUCACCUUUUCCAUGUUAAACUAUAGCAUCAUCUGGGGGACCUUUAUUCCAAUCUACAUGGGUUUAAAAAGUGAAAAGGAAAAGCAUUUAGUUCUGAUUGCAUUUAAUCUGAUGGGCAUCUUUGGACUAGUGGCAGGUUACUUUUUCCCAAAAUGUUACCUCCUGUUGAGAAAACCUGGGCUCAAUACCUCAGAAUAUUUCUCUAACUUCCUGGAGGGAGCACCGCUGACAUCGGCAAGGGAGGAUUCACAGUCACAGCCGAGCAAAUAA
This is a messenger RNA of Nerophis lumbriciformis (worm pipefish), 2526 nucleotides long. RefSeq names its product taste receptor, type 1, member 3 (gene tas1r3). The record is from RefSeq and is a predicted model, not a curated record. Lineage: Eukaryota; Metazoa; Chordata; Actinopteri; Syngnathiformes; Syngnathidae. Gene Ontology annotation, molecular function: G protein-coupled receptor activity. Gene Ontology annotation, biological process: G protein-coupled receptor signaling pathway; sensory perception of sweet taste; sensory perception of umami taste. Gene Ontology annotation, cellular component: plasma membrane.